Dinoponera quadriceps is the source of this 786-nucleotide messenger RNA. RefSeq names its product methyltransferase-like protein 5 (gene Mettl5). Gene Ontology annotation, molecular function: nucleic acid binding; rRNA (adenine-N6-)-methyltransferase activity. The transcript is spliced from 2 exons. Gene Ontology annotation, biological process: rRNA methylation. Lineage: Eukaryota; Metazoa; Arthropoda; Insecta; Hymenoptera; Formicidae. Bases 126 to 761 code for a protein of 211 amino acids. The record is from RefSeq and is a predicted model, not a curated record.
CAACGUUAAUGGAAUUCUUAUCUGACAAGAAUCUGAGUCGUUUCUACAAAUAUUUAUCGAACAAGAUUGCUUUAGAGAAAUUGUGUGUGUGUGUGUGUGGCCAGUAGGCCUUAAGUAGGGCGACAAUGGCAGCUCUUCGACUUCGUCAGUUGGAAGAAUACCUUCAACAGCUGGAGGUCUUCGAGAAGCCGAAGGUUUUGCUCGAGCAGUACGCCACCAGUGCGCACAUCGCCUCGCAUAUGUUAUACACCGCACAGUCACAGUUCAAUGACAUCGAGGGUAAGAGCGUGGCGGAUCUGGGCUCGGGUUGUGGUGUAUUGUCAUUGGGCGCGAAGAUGCUCGGUGCCGGGUACGUGGUCGGAUUCGAGAUAGAUUCGGACGCGGUCGAUAUACACAGCGGUAACUGCGACGACAUCGAACUCCACGUCGAGAUCGUGCAAUGCGAUAUACUGCAGUGUUUACCAGGGAAGUUCGAGGGACGCUUCGACACGGUCGUGAUGAAUCCGCCGUUCGGCACGAAGAGGAACGCCGGCGUCGACAUGAGAUUUCUGGAGACGGCGAUUCGGCUGUCCGGCAACGCCGUUUACUCGCUGCACAAGAGCAGCACGCGCGACUACGUUCUCUCGAGAGCGGCGCAGCUCGACGCUAAGGGGACGGUGGUGGCCGAGCUCAGAUAUGAUCUACCGAGAGCCUACAGAUUCCACAGGAAAGCCUCGGUCGACAUCGAGGUGGACUUUAUACGCUUCGAAACGAAUCGUUGACAGUUCGAGCCAAGUCGCCGAGCAA